Messenger RNA from Neoarius graeffei (lesser salmon catfish), 2140 nucleotides. It is a transcript of the gene irak3, whose product is annotated as interleukin-1 receptor-associated kinase 3. The record is from RefSeq and is a predicted model, not a curated record. Bases 70 to 1920 code for a protein of 616 amino acids. The transcript has 13 exons. Gene Ontology annotation, molecular function: protein binding; protein kinase activity; ATP binding. NCBI's taxonomy places the organism in Eukaryota, Metazoa, Chordata, Actinopteri, Siluriformes, Ariidae. Gene Ontology annotation, biological process: protein phosphorylation; signal transduction.
GUGACGAGUCAAGAACGCCUUGAGAGAAAGACACGGUGUUCCGCCAGCACUGUCCACUUUCUGUACAACAUGUCCUGCAAACUGGAUCCGUCCACGUAUCUGUUUGACGUGCCGCCGCUGUUAAUGGAGACAUUUUGUAAAGUGAUGGACAGCGGAUAUGACAGCCUGGGAUGGAGAGGUUUGGCGGCUCGGAUUCUGCCCAGCUGGUUGGAGGUUCGAUGCUCAGAGAUGCAUGCAGCUGCUGGGAAGAGCCCGACCCAUGAGCUGCUCUGGUCCUGGGCUCAGCAGAACAAAACUGUAGCAGAUCUCAUGAGGGUUCUGGAGGAUAUGGGACACUAUCGAGCACUUGAUCUGUUCCGUUCUCAUGACUCAUACAAAGACACACGACAGCCCUCUUCAGCCCAGAACAUUUCUAAGCCUCGACCUCACAAUGAAGAACCAAGCCUGGGCUCAGAUCUUCACCAUGAGCGUAUGUUUUGUGAAGGCAGAAGAAAGAAGGCAUUGAUCACUUACUCAGAGGUCUUAGUAGGAACUAGGAACUUCCACCCCGAUUUGAAAAUCAGAGAAAGCAUGUUUGCAGAGGUUUACCACGGAAGACGAGGAAAUGAAAGCUUUGCUGUGAAGGUUUUCAAGCAGGGGAACAAGAACUCUUGGAAGGUUUUGUGGGAAAAAUUUAAAACAGAAAUCGAAGUUCUACAACUCUAUGAUCAUCCCAACAUCUUGGAGCUUUGGGGUAGUUUUUCACAGGAUGGGUGCUACUGUUUGGUCUAUCCGUUCAUGUCUAAUGGAUCUCUGUUUCAUAAACUGCAUAAUGAGGAAAAUGAGAAGACUCUGACGUGGCAGGAGAGACUUGACGUUAUCAAAGGGACUGCAAAGGCUGUACAUUAUCUGCACACUGCCCAGCCUUGCAAGGUUAUCUGUGGAAACAUCACAAGUUCAAACAUUCUGCUGGAUGAAUGUUUGCAGCCCAAGCUAUCUGAUUUUGGAAUGGCCCGUCUCAGACCCCACACCAUUAACCAGAGCUGGACCAUCACCAUGGAUACGGGGCCCCGCAGCAACCUGGCAUACUUACCAGAGGAGUAUAUACGUGAUGGGAAACUCUCUGUCAAAUUAGACAUUUACAGUCUUGGUAUGGUCAUUCUGGAGACAUGCACAGGCAAGAAGGUGAUGCAGGAAACACCAAAGCAAACAUUAUUGAGGGACGUGCUGAGUUUAGAGGCAGAAGAGAAGGGCUGUGUGGAUGCCUGUCUGUGCUUUUUGGACCCCAGAGCAGGAGAGUGGUCCACUGUAGUUGCCCUCUGCCUGCUCCGCCUGGGCCUGGAGUGUACAAGCAGCCGAGCCCGAACCAGACCAAGCAUGGAACAUGUGUUAGAGAAGCUCAGCGAGCUUCCCCCUGUAUGUUUCGCUCUGGAUGAGCAGCCACGCACCCUGGAUGACACAACCCCACCAUCCAUCCCUCACGCUGAUCAUCAGCUGAGCUCCAGCCUGCCUGAAGAGGAUGAUGAAAUGAUGAAGCCUGAGGUCCCUGAACAGUCAGAACCUCAAGAGUACAGCCAGUCAGAGGUCAUUUUUCUGGGCAAGAAGGAAUGUGGCAUGUGCCUGACCAGCAGCUCUGUCGUAAAAGGAAGGAGAGAAGACGCAGCUGUGGGGUGCCUUCAGAUGGAGUGUACCCCUGCACUGGAUAUAUACAGCAGCUGGCCUGUCGAGUGCAGUUGCGCAGCCGGAGCAGAAAUGGUCUGCGAGGACUGCUGGGCCAAUGGCUUUAGCCACAAUCCGUCAGUCAUCCCUCAAGAUGACAGACGACAGCCUUGUGAAAGUACAGUUGAAAAUCCUGCUAAAAUGAGACUCCGUUAUAAAAUCCAGUUGUACAACCAAGGCUUGCUCAAGACAGAGGAACUUCUUUCGAUGACAUCAGACUGAUUCUACUACUUUAUAUUGUCCAUAUCUGGGAUUGUACAUAUUUCAGCAACACCUCACUGCGUCAAUUGCCAAAAUAUAUAUUUAAUACAGACAGUUUCUUAAAGAAUGAAUUUCCAAACACUGUACAUCAGCAUAUAUUAGAAAUAUUGUAUUCAUGCAAGUUUGAAUAUUUUUAAAGGGCCCAUAUAUUAUUUGCAGGCAUCUUUGUAUUUUGUCUAUA